AUGGCUACCGGCGACUUUCCAUCCGGCCCUCGGCCGGAGGCUGAUAAGAACUGCGCCCCUACCACCCACCAACCGUCCUACGGCAGAGGAUAUCAGUCUUCUCGCCCACUCAUUGAAUCUGCCCGCAAUGGAUGGCAAUCACAAACACGCACUCAGUAUCACCACAGCUCCUCUUCAGACGACUCGAAAACUCCGCAAUGGACCGAGAUGGUGCAGUCCAUGGCAACCGCACCGCGUUUUCGCCGGUAUGCUUUGAUAUACCUUUCACUCUUCAUCUUCGGAUUGAUUGGAUGGAGAUUCUUGAUUUCACCGCGAAUGCAAGAGAGAACUUCAUUGUUAAAUUCACUCGAUCCGAACACAAAAACGGACGCGGUCGGGCGGUUCGGGGCGAACGCGAUGCCUCAAUUCAAUGAUUUGAUUCAAAUCCAGAAUUUGAGCCCGGAUUUAGUGCCCGGUGACUUAGCGGGAGCUGAUGCAGAUUCCAAGCAAAAACAGAGACUGAUCAUCGUAGGCGAUGUGCAUGGCUGCAAAAAGGAGUUGGAUAAGCUUCUCGAAAAAGUCAACUUCAAUCAAAAAAGCGGCGAUCAUUUGAUCUUUGUCGGAGACAUAAUAAACAAGGGACCAGACAGCGCCGGAGUUUUAGAUCUGGCUCGAGAGUUAUCGGCCUCUAGUGUCCGUGGCAACCACGAAGACCGGAUUUUGCUUCACAGGCGUGAGAUGGCAAGAACCAAUACUCUCGCCGAUACCGAUGAUGCGGAGUCGUCAUCGUACUCACCCAGAGAGCUCAGCGAGCGCGCACUAGCACGCUCCUUCAGCGACGAACAGGUUCAAUGGCUUGAGAGUUGCCCUGUCAUCUUGGAUGUUGGUCAGAUACCAAAUAUGGGUCAUGUGGUAGUCGUCCACGCAGGACUUGUGCCCGAAAUCGAGCUUGACCGGCAAGAUCCGGUCAGCGUCAUGACCAUGCGAACAAUUGAUCUGCAUACCCAUGUGCCUAGCCCAAAGAAGAAAGGCAUGAAUUGGGCAAAGAUGUUUGAUCAACAUCAAUCGGUAUUAUAUUCUGGAUUCGAGUCCACGGCCGAGAACCCACGCGCGAAGACCAUGACUGUUGUCUACGGCCAUGACGCUCAUUCUUCUCUCUCUAUUCGAACAUUUACAAAAGGCCUUGACUCCGGCUGUGUAAAAGGAGGCAAAUUGACGGCUCUGGUCAUCGAGGAUGGUGGGAAGCAAAACAUUGUGCAGGUUUCGUGCCCUGGCUAUGUCAAAGACUGA
This is a messenger RNA of Penicillium brevicompactum, 1269 nucleotides long. Its product is annotated as putative serine/threonine-protein phosphatase. Gene Ontology annotation, biological process: polyphosphate catabolic process. The record is from RefSeq and is a predicted model, not a curated record. The transcript has 3 exons. Bases 1 to 1269 code for a protein of 422 amino acids. Gene Ontology annotation, cellular component: cytoplasm. Gene Ontology annotation, molecular function: phosphatase activity; endopolyphosphatase activity. NCBI's taxonomy places the organism in Eukaryota, Fungi, Ascomycota, Eurotiomycetes, Eurotiales, Aspergillaceae.